Hirsutella rhossiliensis is the source of this 216-nucleotide messenger RNA. RefSeq lists its product as uncharacterized. The coding region runs from base 1 to 216 and encodes 71 amino acids. NCBI's taxonomy places the organism in Eukaryota, Fungi, Ascomycota, Sordariomycetes, Hypocreales, Ophiocordycipitaceae. The transcript has a single exon. The record is from RefSeq and is a predicted model, not a curated record.
AUGGUGUCCAAAGCGGUGGGCAUCGCGCUCAUCAUUCUCGGCCUUUGUGCUGGGCUCGGCGGGCUCUUCUACCUUGGCAAGGGACAGGUCCAGAACUUUGCCCAGCAGCUGUUUGACCACAAGACCCGACAACGGCAGCAUCAGCAGCAGCCAGACCCAGACCCAGACCCAGAGGCCGGGGCCGCGCCCUCUGAAGCUGCCACCGCAGGCGCCUAG